Messenger RNA from Aspergillus versicolor CBS 583.65, 2333 nucleotides. Its product is annotated as protein phosphatase 2A structural subunit TPD3. Gene Ontology annotation, biological process: protein dephosphorylation. Gene Ontology annotation, cellular component: protein phosphatase type 2A complex; cytoplasm. Bases 94 to 1944 code for a protein of 616 amino acids. Gene Ontology annotation, molecular function: protein phosphatase regulator activity. The transcript has 9 exons. The record is from RefSeq and is a predicted model, not a curated record. Lineage: Eukaryota; Fungi; Ascomycota; Eurotiomycetes; Eurotiales; Aspergillaceae.
UCGUCUCAGGGAGGAAUCGGACCGGCCACAUCCUUGCUCUGUGGUCAUUUCUUAAUUCCAAAAAAUAUACUAAAUAAUCAAAACACAUCCGCGAUGGAGGGUCAGGGUGAAAAUGACGAGCUCUACCCUAUCGCCGUUCUCAUUGAUGAGCUAAAGCACGAUGAUGUCCUCCUCCGCCUCAAUGCAAUUCACCGUCUUUCAACGAUUGCCUUAGCUCUAGGUCCCGAGAGAACUCGUGAUGAGCUCAUCCCAUUCCUUGACGAUUCCGUCGAGGAUGAAGAUGAAGUUUUGACCGCAUUAAGUGAAGAGCUUGGGUCCUUUUUAGAGUAUGUUGGUGGCCCGGAAUAUGGCCACGUACUGCUCUCUCCUUUGGAGAAUCUAGCGGCCAUUGAGGAGCCCUUGGUGAGAGAAAAGGCUGUUGAGUCACUUAACAAGAUCGGCGAACAGCUGUCCGAGAAACAAGUUGAAGAAUAUUAUGUUCCAAUGGUCCAGCGCUUAUCGAAGGCUGAUUGGUUCACCUCAAAAGUGUCCGCUACCGGUCUCUACUGCAUCCCAUACAAGAAAUCGUCCUCUUCCCUGCAACAGACCUUACGCCAAUUUUUCGCUGGCCUCGUACGCGAUGAAACCCCCAUGGUCAGACGUCAAGCCGCCAACAAUCUCGCGAAGUUCGUGAAGGAGAUGACUGCCCCGACCGUCAUUGACGAAAUGAUACCCCUCUUCCAAUACCUAGCUGGCGAUGAUCAGGACAGUGUGCGUCUACUCACGGUGGAUAUUCUCAUCGCCAUUGCAGAAGAGAUCCCGAAGGAGCAACAACCCAGCCACGGCGUAUUGCUGACAUCUCUGCGGAGCUUGUUUGAAGAUAAAAGCUGGCGCGUCAGAUAUAUGGUUGCGGACAGAUAUGAGAAAAUCGCGAAAGCCGUGCAUGAGGAAGUUGUCACUCGCGACAUGGUACCAUCGUUUGUUAAACUUCUAAAGGAUACUGAGGCUGAAGUUCGCACUGCCAUUGCUGGACAGAUACCAGGGUUCUGUUCUCUGAUUGAUCGGGAAACUUUGCUCAACGAAAUCAUGACCAGCGUGGAAGACCUCGUAUCAGAUCCAUCUCAGCAUGUGCGCGCGGCCUUGGGGACUCAAAUUAGCGGACUUGCGCCUAUUCUUGGAAAGGAAGAGACUAUCUCCCACCUCCUCCCAAUGUUCCUUCAGAUGCUCAAGGACGAGUUUCCUGACGUGCGACUACAUAUUAUUUCUAAAUUGGAGUUGGUUAACAAGGUUAUUGGCAUCGAACUCCUAUCCCAAUCACUUCUUCCCGCUAUUGUCCAACUCGCCGAAGAUAAACAGUGGCGAGUUCGUCUUGCCAUCAUUGAAUACAUUCCCCUUCUCGCAAGUCAGCUAGGAGUGACCUUCUUUGACGAGCAACUCAGCGACCUCUGUAUGGGCUGGCUUGGAGACACCGUCUUCUCUAUCCGCGAGGCCGCCACGCAAAAUCUCAGGAAGUUGACGGAGGUAUUCGGCGUCGAGUGGGCUAAGGGCUCCAUCAUUCCAAAAGUCAUGGCAAUGGGCCAACACCCUAAUUACCUCUACAGAAUGACGACAUGUUUCGCUAUCUCAACACUAGCACCCGUUGUCACUUUGGAAAUCAUCGAGAGCUCAGUACUACCCAUCCUUGACAGACUCACUUCAGAUGAAAUCCCCAACAUUCGGUUUAAUGUUGCCAAGUCCUAUGCUGUCCUGAUCGACGUACUGCGACGACUUCCCGCACAGGGCACUCUAGGUGACCAAGAAAAGGAAGGCAAAACCGAGUCUCCUUCGCCAAAGGGUCAAGAGCUCAUCCAGCAGAGCGUCCUUCCAAGCUUGGAAAAACUCCAGGCUGAUGAGGAUGUUGAUGUUCGGUACUUUGCAACUACUGCUGCCGGCAGCAACGAGGAGGUCAUGCAGACCUCGCCAUAAGGCUAAACUAUCUAUUUCACGGAGGCCAGUUUUGUAAAGCACCUUAAGUGUGAGCGGAAGAAAACCUUAUGGCGCUCACACCUUGGGGGGAUUGUCAAUUUAGUCAACUUAGAAGUAGUCAGAACAACUGACUGGGGUGGAACUUCCAUGGCGUUCUAAAUGUAGAUUCUCUUGGUCCAUCCAAUAGUCUGGAAUAAACCAAACUUAUCAUGUCUGUUCUUUAAAAUCCACGAAUCCACGAAGUUGAGAGUUGAAUGCCAUCAUGUGAUUUGCACUUUCGGUCUAGAUUAUUAAUUCCAUCUCGCCAAUUUGCUACAGUUCUUUUAAUUCCAGGUCAAUCUUCCAGCAACAAAUCGAACUCUUUAGUAGAUACAAUUUUACAUUACAUC